UGGGAGCUGUAUGGAUCUAUUGUCACACUCAUUGGCCAAUAUAACAAUGAUUGGCUGCUUUUUUUAAUUAACAGGGCUGUGAGGAUUAAAUGUGAGGAAAUGAUAAUAAUUCUGACAGAUUUUGACACAUCGGACAUUAAAUUAUAAAUUUCUGAAGCCAUGCAAGCUUUCUUGCAAUUAAUCUUGUAAGCACUUUGAUACGCUACGUGACAGUUCUGUGACAGUAGACGGAGUUUUUAUGCUGACGUCACAGAAAGAUACACUGUGAACGAACUUAACUAGAUGCAAAGUUAGCAUUAAUUAAUCGUAAAGCUUAUGUAAAUAACAAGUUUACUGGAGCAAAUUAUGAAGAAGUUAGCUAGUGCGUUUACUGCUGCCCCAAACGGGAUGUUGAAGGUUCAGCAUGAUGGUGAGAAACACCAUUCUCGCACGAGUCUCGCCUCCAUCUUUGAGGAUCUCGCUACCAUUCGUAAAACAAUUCUUGGCACUGGUUCACAUGAAAACUCGAGUCAGAGAUCAUGGAUCGAGAAGACGUUCACAAAGAGAGAAUGCAGCAAGUUUAUUCGCAGCAAUAGGGACCAUGGAAAAUGUUGUUGUGGCCGACCGGAGAGCUGGCAAGGCCAUAUCGUACAAGUGCUGGGAGUACCUUCGGAGGAGCGAUGGCAUCCGUACCGGCACACAGAGGCCAAGACCACCGACGCUUACGGUGUUUUAGAGUUCCAGGGAGCACCUCACCCCAGCAAGGCCCAGUAUGUUCGGUUAAGCAGCUAUGACACGAAGGCAGACCAGGUCUUACAGCUCUUACAGCAUCACUGGGGCCUCGACUUGCCCAAACUCCUCAUCACCGUCCACGGAGGCAUCCUCAAUUUUGAUCUCCAACCGAAGCUGAAACGGGUAUUCCGAAAGGGCCUCCUCAAGGCAGCCAAAACCACAGGGGCAUGGAUCAUCACCAGUGGAACGAACACAGGGGUUACACGUCAUGUGGGAGAUGCCAUCAGUGACAGGACACUUAAGGCAAAAAAUAAAAUCAUCGCCAUCGGAAUUGCACCCUGGGGUAUCGUCGAGAAUAAGGACGAACUCAUCGGGAAAGAUGUGAUAGUGCCAUACCACUGUGUGUCGUCCCCACGCACAAAUUAUGCUGUCCUCAACAACAAUCAUUCCUACUUCCUGUUGGUCGACAAUGGCACCGUCGGAAAAUAUGGCGGGGAGAUCAUCUUCCGUAAACGUCUUGAGAAAUACAUUGCUCACCAGAAAAUAUGCAUCACAAAUGGUGUACGAGGUCGUGGUGUGCCUACAAUCUGCGUGGUGUUGGAGGGAGGAGCCAACACGAUCCGCUCCGUGCUUGAGUAUGUCACUGACACGCCCCCUGUCCCUGUCGUUGUCUGUGAUGGCAGUGGGCGAGCUGCCGACCUCCUCGCAUUCUCACACAAGUACUGCUCUGAUGACGGAACGAUGCCGGAGAGCCUGCGUGACCAGCUGAUACUCACCAUCCAAAAGACGUUCCAGUACACCCCCGAACAGGCAGAAAAACUCUUCAUCGAGCUCAUGCUCUGUGUCAAGAAAAAAGAACUUAUAACCGUGUUCCGUAUGGGAGAGGGAGCACAAGACAUUGAUCUUGCCAUUCUCACAGCUCUACUUAAAGGUACAAAUGCAAGUGCCCCAGACCAGUUAAGCCUGGCCCUGACUUGGGACAGGGUGGACAUUGCUCGCAGCCACAUCUUUGUGUAUGGACAGGAGUGGCCGGAAGGUUCCCUGGAGCAAGCGAUGAUGGAUGCCCUCAUCAAUGACAGGGUGGACUUUGUCAAACUGCUGUUGGAGAAUGGGGUCCAUAUACAGAGCUUCCUUACCAUUCCUCGCCUAGAGGAACUUUACAACACAAGGCAGGGACCAUCCAAUACUCUUCGCUAUCUAGUCAGGGAUGUCAGGAAGCACCUUCCUACAGGGUAUCGUUACACACUGUUGGACAUUGGGCUCGUUAUUCAGCACUUGAUGAGCGGGGCAUUCCGAGCCACGUACUGCCGAAAAAGGUUCCGACAAAAGUACAAUGCUCUCAAGAGAAAUGGAGCUUCCCAGGUCAACAUUGGUCAGCUGGUGACGACUCUGCCGUCCCUGGUGAACACGAAGCAAGCGGAGGAGCUUUUUCCAUACCCAUUCCACGACCUCAUGAUUUGGGCGGUGCUCAUGAAGAGACAGAAGAUGGCCCUUUUCAUGUGGCAACACGGCGAAGAGGCCAUGGCUAAGGCAUUGAUGGCAUGUAAACUGUACCGAGGUAUGGCACAUGAGGCGGACCAGGACGACUUGGAGAUUGAGAUCCCAGACGAGAUACGCAAAUAUGCCAAUGAGUUCCAGACAUUGGCCCUGGAGUUGCUGGAGCACUGCUACAAGAUUGAUGAUGAUUACACCCAGCAGCUGCUCACCUACGAGCUGAAGAACUUCUCCGAGCAGACCUGCCUCAGUCUCGCCGUCGAGGCAAAUCAUCGUGAGUUUGUUGCCCACACAUGCUCACAGAUGCUACUGAAUGACAUGUGGAUGGGUGGACUCCGGAUGAGGAAGAAUACAUCCCUCAAGGUGAUUCUGGGUAUUCUGAUACCGCCUUACAUCAUAGCGCUCGAGUUUAAGAGCAAGGAGGAGUUGCAACUCAUGCCCCAGACCAUGGAGGAACAUCUCGACGAGCUCAACAGCGAGUACAGCGACCAUGAAAACAUGUCCUUAUCAUCCUUCGAUGAUGACCAGAAUGACUAUGCAGAUGAGUUAGAGUCAAGCAUUUCCGUGAAUCCAAUGGCGAGCCCCGUCAAGGAGAAUGGAGUUGUCAUGGGUGACACCAGUGUCUACUCUAGCCAUGUACGGAAGAAAAAAAGUCCACUGAGGCUUGGCAAGAAGAUCUAUGAGUUCUACAACGCUCCCAUCACAAAGUUCUGGGCAAACACUCUGUUCUACUUCGUGUUCCUGUUCAUGUACACAUACAUUGUGCUGGGGAAGACGCUGCCCAAGCCACGCUGGCAGGAGUACUAUGUAAUGGGAUACAUUGCCACUCUCGCCAUUGAGAAAAUAAGACAGAUUAUAGCAUCAGAACCACGGAGUCUCCUUGGGAAGUUCAAGGUCUUCUUUGGCAAUGUGUGGAAUGUUUGGGACACAGUGUCAAUCCUGUUCUUUGUGACGGCUGUGAUUGUGCGUCACUGCCCGGUGAAUCCCCGAGCAGCCAGGGUUCUCUACACCGUAAACAUUACAUUCUGGUACCUAAGAGUGAUGGAGAUACUCAGUGUAAACAAAUACCUCGGGCCGUAUCUCAAGAUAAUCGUCAGACUGCUGCGUGAGAUGUGUUACUUCCUGAUUAUCCUGCUGAUUGUGGUUGCGAGUUUUGGGGUGGUACGGCAGGCGAUACAUUUCCAGGACGAGGAGCCAUCCUGGUUCCAUGUGCGAAACAUGUUCUUCUACCCAUACUUUAUGAUCUAUGGGGAGCUGUUUGCGGAUGAGAUUGACACGUGUACAGACGUGGUGCGUAUAGAAAUGUACGAGCGUGGCGAGAUUGACUCUGUGUGCACGUACGGCGCGUGGAUCUCCCCACUGUUCAUGUUUCCAUUCCUGCUCAUGGCUAUUGUCCUCAUGGUCAACCUCCUCAUCGCCAGAUUUAAUGCAUGUUUCAUCCGCAUGAACCCAGACACCAUGAAAGUGUGGAAGUUCCAGCGUUACAAUCUGAUAGUGAGUUACGAACUGCGCCCACUCCUGCCGCCUCCCCUCAUCACAUUGUCCCACAUCUACCUCGGGCUUAAGUUCAUCAAGCAGUGCUGCAGGGGAAAACGGGACCACUUUGACUCAGGCCUUAAGUUAUUCCUGUCCCAUGAUGACAUGGAGAAGCUGCACGAUUUUGAGGAGGAGUGUGCAGAGGACUAUUUCCGUGAGAAGGAGAUGCACGUACAGUCAUCAACAGACAAACGCAUACAGCUGACUAAUGAGAGGGUUGAAAACAUGAACCUGCGAAUGGAUGACAUGAACCAGAAGGAGAACUUUAUCAUGCUCAACCUGCAGACCAUCGACCACCGCAUGUCCAUCCUUGAGGAUCUUGCCAUACAGAACAUGGAGGUUCUUGGGCAGAUGAAGUCUGUGAUGUCACAGUUUGAUCUUCGGUCCUGUAACAUCAGUACCUCCAGUACUCCGAGCAACAGUCGCGCACGAUUGGAUAGUGAGGAGUCCACAGAUCAGAUAGAAUAUGAUGACUUCAUAUCCCCUGGCCAGAAGGAAGGUCAAACAUCGGCAACAACUAGCAGGAGAAGAAAGCUGGAAGGGUUAGCAAGCUCCGAGAGCGGGAAAUCACUCAAUCCGGAAGCCAAUUCCAUAAUGAGAUCACUUCCAUCACCAAUACUGGUGCAUUCCCAGAAGGCAAUCAAGGAUGACAGUCUGCAACGUUAUACUGACUUUAGCAAGACUUCGACCAAGUCUGCAAUGUCCCUGACACGUAGGAUUGAGAGGCAGUCUAGUCUAAAACAUCGACGAUCUCUUCCUCGUGUGCAGGAACGUGUGCAGGAACAUGAACCAGCAACUACAGAAGAAGAUGCCAGCCUAACUAAUGACCUGCUCGGUCGCCGACAUGGCCACAUCCCGAAACUUCACAUAGAGCCUGUGAAUAAGCAGGACUCAAUUUCCAGUACAGCUGUACCAUCUCAUGUAUAUAGUGAUGACAAUACCAACUCCAAUGCUGCAUCUAGCGAGUUGGGAGGUGUAUACAGCAUUGCACACCUAGACACGGAAACAAAUGUCUCUUCACAGCAGCCUGCUCAGAUAGAUGUCAAGUUUGCCACAGUAAACCCUGACCUUUCUAUACCUCUCAAUAUCAACAUUCCCACGCCAGAGAUAGAACAUACGGACUUGUACCAAGCAGGCAACUAUCAGGCAGCCCACAUAAUCCCUUUCACUCCUAUUCUUACGUCCAGAUCUGCAGAGUACACAACUAUCACAGAUGAAAUAGACACCUCCUGCAUGAUGAGCCGGUCACCUCCAAGAAGCCCAACUUCGGCCAACCCAUACAAUGACAACUGGGACGAGGAAAAGGAGGAAAAUGUAGCCUCACGCAUUGAGAAGGCCGCCCUGAGACAGGCGGAGGAAAUGGAGCACCGGCGGAUGGAGAGGGUCAUCCGGAACCGCCUGCGUCAGAUCUCCAUGGAUGAGAGUGAUAGCAUCAGCGAUAUUGCUAAACUUGCUGUCAGUGAGAUGGAGAUUGAGGACACACACUCGGACCAUGAGGAUGACGAGAGCAUCCAUGGAUCCACGGAGGACCUUACCCAGAGUGGGCGCACACAGAGCUUCACCUCCCACACAUAUCGAGCGGUCACAGAGAACGCUAGCGCUACCGAACUUGAAGAUUCCGGGCCAAUCCAGUUUGAUGCUGGGGUCGAGAUCCGUAUACGCAGGGCCUCCACUCUUGAUGAAGAUCCUCAUUCACCCAAAUCUGUAUAAGAAUUUAUUAUGAUGAUUAAAUUAGAUCUUGACAGUGAAUUCUGUGAUCAAAUUUCUUUCUUUAUGCAUUUAUAUUUUAAGUGAUUUUAAUACAAAUUUUUAUGUUGAAUCUCUCAAGGGUAUGAAUUACAUGCAUGUAUUACCAUUUUUACUGUAUUGUCUCUGUUGAUCAGAGAUACUUCGAUAUCGCAAUUGUACAAAGUAACUAUGUAUUACAACAGAUGUUGAACAUCCAAUGCAAGAAACUGUAAAGUCUGUUUAGUAGUUUCCAUGCACUCAGUUGUAGGCUGCUUGUUAUACGUAAGAUUUUAAUCACAUUUUGCAAAAUUCUUAUCAAUGGUAUAAUUAUUUAUUAUGAAUGAUAUGAAAAAUUUGAAUUGAUAAAAAUAUUUUUUCUUUGUUUCAAUAAAGUUAAGAUUUCCUUUGUAUUGCAGUACAGAAAGUUCUUCAAUUUAACACACAUUCUCUUUCAAGAUUUUAUUUCAAAUUUUGUCAAGGCAAAUGCAUUUUUUCAAAUGUAUAUGAUAAUAUUUUGUAUGAUAUAGGUUCUUUUUUUGUUGCAUAGUUGUUGUUGUUUUGUCUGACAUUGCAGGGAUCGUUUGCGAUAUUUGAAUUUAAAUAUUGUACAUAUUCUCUUGUUUAACAUUCGCAAAAAGCUGUUGUUAAUAUGUUAUUGUUAUGCAUCAUGUAAUGGUUAAAGGUUAGAAGUAUGCAUUGACCGAAAUAAAUGGUUUAAGGGCGACCACAUGUGUAAUAAGUGAUGUGGCAUUUUUUGCAGGAAGGAUAAGCGCUCAAUAUACAGUGUCGUUUGCAAGAGAAAGCACAUAAUUAACUUAAUAUCAUUAAGAAUGCAAACAUAUCGAAUACACUGUGUAAUAAUACAGGGUGGCAGGCACUUGAAUGUGAAUAUCUUGAGUUCUUUUUCACACACUCUUUAUAAGGAUGCCAUGUUAACGUGAUUAUUGUGGUGUGUGCAGGUUUUGUCCACAAUUUACUCUGCAUUCUUAUCCUUUUUUUCUACCAUGAAACAUGUACCAUAUGUACCAUAGGCAGAAAAACUUAAUUAUGAGUUCAGUUUCUUGUUGAUAAUUUUAAGAAAGUGGCAUCAAUGACUUUAUAUGGCUAUUAUACAAGCUGUUUUCAUUAUAGAAAAGCAUGUUAAAUCAUGCUGAUUUUAAUUGUGCCUACAACAUAUCCUAGUCUAACAACACCAAGAACUGUAUUAUGACGCUCCUUGCCAUACUUUGUGUACAGUUGUAUUAUUACUGGUGCAUUAGUUUAUUGACAUUCUGUCAUCAUUUACGGCAAACCGGUGCCAUUUAGAAUCUCUACACAUUUAUGUGUGAUGUUGAUCAAAUUUUAGUCACUUGGAUGAUUGUUAAGUAUCAGUUAUGGUUUAUUUCAAGUCUGUAAGGAAAUUAAUUAUUCAACUCUUGCACAGUGAGACGAAUAAUUAAUUUUCAUAUAGACCUACAGAUGAAUUAAAAUGUAUAUAAUGGUUGAAAUGAUUUUGUUACCGACAAAGCCCGCCUUAUUGACCUCUAGUCGAUUUUAUCUUUUUUUCUAUCACUGAACAUGACAUUGUGUUUGUGUAGAAAAUAGUAAAUGAGGCAAUGUGAAUGUAGUUGUUAGUAUAUUUAAGUAUAAGCAUAUAUAUUACACAUCAUUCCUUGUCUUUUACAUGAUUGCUUAUUCUUUUAAUGGAAACGUACCUGUGUAUUUCGUACAGCAGUGUCAUAUUUCCAGGUCAAAUUCCAUAUAAAGCAUCUGAUUGUUUGAUAAUUUUUACUGCAUAAAAUAGUAAGACAAACUAUUCAGUUUGACCUUCAGUAUGAACGACCAAUGUAUUUGGGGUGCAACUUUUUAAGUAAAGCAUUUAUACAGCAAUAUAUAAAAUAUUGAUUAAUAGUAAUAUAAAAUGUCAAAUAAUUUGAAAAUACUGUCAUCCCAUUGAUUCAAAAAUGAUUUCAGCCAUUAUUGAUUGUUAUUGUAUGAAAUGUUAAUGUUGUAUGUAUGUUUGUUUAGCAUUGUUUGGUGCUAGUAAUAGUAAUGGUCACAAGUGCUAUACAAGAUACAAAUGAUAAUAUUAAUGAUAGUUCAACCCUGUCAAGGGUAGUGCUCAGUCUGUGUAUUCAUGUGAUAAAUGCCUUUUCGACAAAUGUCUCCGUUGAAACCAUUGAAACUUCAUAGGUAAACUUUCUUGAAGUACAUUUCUUACAAAUAUAACUUCCAAUAGAUGGGUAUAUAUUACCUGGUUGUAUAAAGUAUGGCAACAUACAGAACACUGCAUACUAGAUUACAGAGAUAAGUUGAGUUCUAUUAAUUUCAUAGUUCUUCUUCCAUACGUAUACUGAGCUGGGCUUUUAAUAGGGUGUACUGAGCUCAACAUUGUUUUACUAUUAUUUUUUUUACAGUACAUGAAGAUCAGAGAAAAGACAUAUUAUUGUAUUUAUCAUUGUUUUACCAAUAGUGUAUUACAGAUCAUUGUGCAAUUCGUAUGAUCAUCAUCUGAAUAGAUAUUGUAUUACUCAUAACCAGAUUUUCCACUGGGGUUUUAUAUACUAUUAAUAACACUAAUGUUAUUGCUUAAAACUUGGGUUAAAUAUUAAUGUGUUAAAUUUGUACUGUUUUUUUAGAUGCAUGGUCUGGAAUCCCAAGGAUUUUGGAGAAGGGGUAUUGAUCAUUUUCUGCAAUGUUAAACAUUUCAAUUCUUGUUAAAGUAUAUCAAGAAAGCCCAACUUUUUGAGGUUUCUUUUCAUUGUGAUAAGCAGUCCAAAGCAUGUUUUAAAGGCCUUACCAUGCUUUUAAUUUUGGACAUGAAAAUAAUGAGGGUUUACUUCUUCUUCUUAAAUAUUUGUUCUUUUACAAGUGCUUGUAUUUAGGGGUCUGGAGUGGUUCACAUGUUUCCCAAUUUCUCAAAACAUCAUACGGUUGUAUCAAACUUUAGUAUCUUUUUUUAAAUUUACCAAAUCUCUUCAACUUCAUUUUCUGAAAUGAAAACAUAGCUUAUUGUGAUUAUCAUUAUAAUAACUUCUUCUUAGAACACAUUACAAUGGGAACACUGUACUAGAUGCAUUGUUUUGUUUGAUAAAAAUGAAUAUUAAACUGAUAAUGGGUAUUUGAUAAUACUAUGAUACACCUACAAAUGAUGUCAUCGUUCUGUGUAUUUUUCUUUUUUGUUUUCUUUUCACCUAUAGUUUUUACUUGAAUUCAUAGUAUCUGUACAAAGGGUUUGGGUUUGAUUGUUUGUUGGUCUAGUCCUUAGAUGUGAUGUGCUUUGUUUAGUACAGCAAUAUCAAGUACAAUGAUGUAUUAUACCUUUUUCAAACGAAAAAAAUAACAGCUAUUUGAUGAAAUUAUUUUAGAACUUUACAUCUUGCUGUGUAACUCAUUGAUAGAAAUAUAUGUUGUAACUUAUUCAAAUGAAAUAUGUAUACCAAAUGUCUAUCAUAUGAAUUGUUGAUGUUACAAGCAAUAAAAUGAAAGGUAACUU
This is a messenger RNA of Mya arenaria, 8944 nucleotides long. RefSeq names its product transient receptor potential cation channel subfamily M member 3-like. Gene Ontology annotation, molecular function: monoatomic cation channel activity. Bases 346 to 5451 code for a protein of 1701 amino acids. Gene Ontology annotation, biological process: monoatomic cation transmembrane transport; protein tetramerization. NCBI's taxonomy places the organism in Eukaryota, Metazoa, Mollusca, Bivalvia, Myida, Myidae. The transcript has 27 exons. The record is from RefSeq and is a predicted model, not a curated record. Gene Ontology annotation, cellular component: membrane.